AUGGCGUCGAAUAAGAAGAGUGGUGGGAAUAGCAGAUUUGAGAAAGGUGUGAAUGGAAGACGCUCAUCCAAACAUAAAGAGGGUCCAGUGGCUGCUGACACUGACAGGACCCACCUGAACAGAGAGGAGACAGACAUGGACAGAGCCUUGAACUCAGAAGCUGUGAUGGAUACCAAGGCAGUGUUUGCAGCUCUUUACGGCGUGUGUGAAGAGAAUGCCGCCUUCUUCUCAGGAGGGGCCAAGCCAUCACAGGGUGAUGCGGCCAGGCGACUGGUUGAAACAAUGAACCUCAUCCAGGAGCACGCUCGCAGUCUGGAGCCUGUGAUCUCUGGCUUUGCUGCAGUAUACCAUCAUUUUGACUUUGAUCCACAUAUACCUGCUAAUGGUUAUCGCUCUUUGGUCAAGGUGGUGCGUUGCUGCCUUCUCCACAUCAUCCACAAGGGGCGCUACAUCACCGCCAACAGACGCAGCAUUUUCUUCCGAGUAGCUCACAAUGCGGGAGAGAUGGAGGCCUACUGCAACGCCCUGUGCCAGCUGCGCGCCCUGCUCUACCUGGCCCAGCGCAUGCUACAUGACAACAGCCACGGCAACCUCUUCUUCCAGGAUGAAAGUGGCCUCAGCGAGAGCUUUGUCCGCGAAUACUCGUCAAUGCACAAGGGGUGCUUCUAUGGCCGUUGCCUGGGAUUUCAGUUCACUCCAGCCAUCCGGCCCUGUCUCCAAACCAUUGCUAUCGGCCUCGUGGCCUUUGGAGAAAACUACAGACGCCAUCAGUCAGGAAUAGGUGUAGCAGCCAGCUCUUUCUUUACCUCAGGGAAGUACGCCAUCGACCCAGAGUUGAGAGGGGCAGAAUUUGAACGCAUUACACAGAAUCUGGAUGUCCAUUUCUGGAAGACGUUCUGGAACAUCACUGAGACCGAGGUGCUGUCGAGUCUCGCCAGUAUGACCUCAACUCAAGUGAAGGUGAACCGCGCUCUUUCUGUGCCUCCUGUGCCCUUUGAUCUUCCCCUGGCGACCAACCACAGUGCAUCUGUAACCAUAGCUCCACCAUCAGCACACAUCGGCGCUGCUCCUGUUCAGAUGAGGCUCAUCUCUUAUGACUUACGUGAAGGACAGGACAGUGAGACUCUGUUAUCUAUGUCCCGCUCUGAGGGGGGCGCCAUCUCACUAUCACUGGGGCUGAAGACCAAACGCCUCCCUCCGUCUCCCUGCCUCCUGGUCCACUUCCAUGGGGGAGGCUUUGUGGCCCAGACCUCUAAGUCUCAUGAGCCCUAUCUGAAGAGUUGGUCCCAGGACCUUGGGGUCCCCAUCCUGUCAGUGGACUACUCUUUGGCCCCUGAGGCCCCUUUUCCCAGGGCUUUGGAGGAGUGUUUCUAUGCCUACUGCUGGGCUCUAAGGAACCACCACCUACUAGGCUGGACAGGAGAGAAAGUGUGUGUGGCCGGUGACAGUGCGGGAGGCAACUUGUGUUUGACAAUGUCAAUGCGCGCUGCUGCCUUUGGUGUGCGAAUACCAGAUGGCAUCGUGGCAGCCUACCCGGCUACCCUGCUGACUGCCUACGCUUCACCCUCCCGUCUGCUAACACUUAUGGAUCCCCUGCUGCCACUCAGUGUGCUCUCCAGGUGUCUUAGCGCCUACGCAGGCAAUGAGCCACAGGCAGAGAAGCAGGUAGAGAAAGUGAGCACACUGAGCUUGGUAAGGAGAGACACAGCUCUGAUGCUCCGAGAUUUCCGACAGGGAGCCUCCAACUGGAUCCACUCUCUGCUGGAUUCCAACAGAGCCUCAGCCUCCCCCAGCACAGAUGCAGAGGCGCCACCAGGAGCCACUGACACAGUAAGGAAGAGCAUAUCAGAGGCGUCCAUUUCUUCUCGUCACGCAGAUCCCCCUGUACCAUCAGAAUCCUCUGAGUUCCCCACCAGGAAAUUAUCUGUGAAGAGCCAGACUUGCCAGGACUUGGGCUCCCACAAUUCCACCUCCAACAGUGCACCGCUUCUCUCUGAGCGCACUCCAGAAGAUGUAAAUUUCUUCCUUUCCAAGGAAGCGGAUUCCUCCAUAUCCAGCGACCUGUCAUCAGUGGCCAUACCACCCCCUGUUUGUGAGGAGGGAUCAGAGUCGGAGUACCCCAGGGAGUUUCCCCUGGGAUUCGAACCACUGCGCUCAGAGCAGCUGGCUGAAAUGAGGGUGGACACCUCUCCAGUGGUCAAGGAUCCGUUCUGCUCCCCUCUGCUGGCUCCUGAUAGCAUGCUCAAAGGACUGCCACCUGUACAUAUAGUGGCUUGUGCAUUAGACCCCAUGCUGGAUGACUCUGUGAUGUUUGCCAAGCGUUUGAGGAACGUAGACCAGCCUGUCACUCUGUGCAUAGUGGAUGACCUCCCCCAUGGCUUCCUCAGCCUAUCGCAGCUCUCCAAGGAAACGAGGGAGGCUGCUAAUGUCUGCGUGGAGCGAAUUCGUGCUGUCUUUACCCAGGAGGAGACACCCCCUGAACCACGCAAGCACCGCAAGCUGGAACGGACCGAUAGGGGUGUGUCGGCCUCUUCUGGAGAAGCUGAUUCUCUCUUUGUCGGCCCCAUAGAGGAAAGCGAGCUAGCUGUUGGGAAAGGGGCUAAAAUUGCUGACGGGGAGGGGUUAGUUGCUGUGGCAGCCCAGAAUAACAGUGACGCUGGUGGAAUUGGGGCUUAAAUAAGGUUAGAUUAAAAAAGAGAGACUGCAGUUCACCCGAGUGAAGGGAGGAAGAGAGGAUGACGGUCAGACAAAUUUAGGUAAUCCAGUGCCUAAAAGGGGAGAGAGAAAGCAUCCAGAAAAACAGUAAAGAUGGGUGUGUGGGGUGUGGGUGUGUGAGUAUGGGAGAUUGCUCAGUUUUUGAGAGACAGAAAAAUAGUAAAGCAGCACUGAAAUACAGCUUCCUCUGCUUCACAAUCCAUGCCGUUUGUCUGUGCACCAUCAGCAUGCACUGACACAAAUCUGGCAGACAAAACGAGCACACACACAAAAGACAGCCAUGUUUUAAAAUAAAAUAGUAAUUUACUGUAGCAACUACUUAGAUCAAAGACCAGCACUCACCCACACAUGCAGCACACAUACUUAACACAGUUGCUGUUAGGCAGCAGAAUCUCAGACACGAGGCAGCGCAGAAGGUUCUUGAGACAAACCUGAAUGGGUAAUUCAUCCAGGCCAAGGCAGUCAUUGAGGCUCUAAUCAGAUACAGGAAGGCACACUAUAUGCUUCUGUAUAGAGUCAUCCUCAUCAAAAUGGCUACUUGUCCUUUAGGGAGCCACUCUAAAUCACACUUAAUAACUCCACAUUGUGUUCUCCAUUACACCAGUUUGGGAGUCAAUACAGCUCACUUUGUGGCUAGUAUGUCUGUUGACUGUCUCCCAAACAGAUUUACCGAGCUCAAACACAACAGACCGAAAGGCUCUAAACUGGAUGAAUUGAUUUACUCGCUCCUUGAGAUUCUGUUGCAGUUUUUAAUCAUAAUAUUAAUCCUUGCAGUACUAUUAUUUUUGUUAUUUAUAUCAGUUUUCUAUUAGGGGUGGAACGUUUCACAAAAUCCACGGUUCAGUUCAUAUCAUGGUUUAGGUUCGGUUCGUUUUAUGUUGUUCUUUUCUGGGGGGAGGGGGUGUCAUCAAGGCAAGAGCGCAAUACAGAUUAAUAGAAAAAAUCCUUAGUUUAACACUAACUGACAGUCAUGUAUCAAAGAAACUUUUAAAUUAGUGCCUCAGAUGAAUUAACAUUAUUUUACACACACUGACAGCAUGAACACAGGCGGGGGUCCGGGAUUCCCCCCGCAGAAACACGUCAUCGGGAGGGAUUCCCACCUGACCGGCCCUAAUUGAUGGAGGAAAAGAUGAUAACAAUAUGAAGAGCUGUCACAUGAAGACCAUCUUGUGUAUCCUACCAUUUGUGUUAUUGUGUAGUUUGGCUGCUUUGCUAUAAUCUACCUGUAUCUGGAGAUGGUGAGGCUCUCUCAGGUCAGUAGCUGCCGGUGCUCGUACUGUUGGGAAGCUUGGCACGGAGCAAAAGCCUCCAUCCUACAUAAGUCCUACGUAUAAUAAUGUAACGCCUCCGCGUCGUGCCAAAUGAAAAAAACAAACUUCACUGGGUUAUUGGCAAGGCUUAAGUUGCGUGUGUCAUGAACCGAACAAACCGAACGGGACGAAUUUUUUUAAUGAACCGUUCCACCCCUAUUUUCUAUUGCUGUAUUAUAAUCCAUGAAUCAUUACAGAUCUGUUUCUUGAUUUGUACACUAUUUUGUUUGUUUAAUGUAAUCUUAUGCUGUUUAUUCUACAUUUUGGAAUUUGCUCAAUAUUUACCUCUGCUUCUUAAGCAACAGCUGCUCUGACAUCCCUGGCCUUUCCAAUUAAAUGUAUGUUUUACUCUCAGUAAUGCAUACUUAUAAGAUAGAUAAAUGUAGAAUAUUACACAGGGACAAAGUGCCCUCUCUAGAUGCUGCCUUGUGGCCAUAUUACUAAUGCAAUGAUUACAUUUUAUUGAUUGCUACAGUGAAAUUUGUGGAGAUGCACUGAGGUGCAUUAAUUUAUGAUCACAAGUACUUGAAGUCUUUCAAGAACAACUAUAGCUAUCAGAUCUUUUGGUAGAUGCAAAAUAUCUUUAUUUUCAUUAUUUUAAAACUGGAAAAUGUUGCUCAACAUUCCCCUACUGCACAACUGGAGUAAUUGAGAUGGGGGCAGCAAAAAGCCCAGCUUUCCACUAUCCAUACACAUUUAAACUUCAUUGCACUGAUAUCCUCUCAGGUUGUCCCUGUUCUUUGCCAGGCGUUAUUGCGCACUACUUCUCUGUACAGUAUGCAGUGUGUCAAACUACCACUUCUCUCAAGUGAGGGGAUUUCCUGCCUGACAACCUGCUUCUACAAGUCAGAGUUUUUAAGGCAAAGCUUGAGGGCCAAGAAAAUAGAUUGUAAGAGUGCUGUGUAAAUGCCACUGAACUUAAAGUGGCUGGCGGUCCAGAGUUUUGCUCCCCACCAUCAUAUUUGAGGUUGAUUUCAUCUUCAAUAACCCGAGGCCCACUCCUCUGAGCGUUUUGCCACUGAAGCACUUUGAAGUACACAGAAACGUCCUUUGGAGGGUCAGUCCCUCUAUCAGGUCCAACUAAAUAUAGAUGCCAAAAAUGCUGGCACUGUCCUGCCCUUGCUUGGUAACAGGGCUGGGGUUGCCAGGUCUGUAGAGAGAGAUGCUGUGUGAUGAAUAGGAUUUAGCUGAAGCUCCGAGUGCAAAAUCCUUCCCCCCGUAGAAGAGCUGGAUUUUCAGCAGAAAGUCAUGCUACCGGAUUAGACCAUGCUCAGUUCUGUCAGCUCUGAGUACUUACUGCAAUAUUUUUAGUCAGAUUGAUGGAGAAAACCAGGGCUGUGAAGAGGAAGAAAGUAAUACACUUAUCCCCUCUGAGAUGAAGUUUGCUUUACUAGCCUCUGUUUAUGCUCACUCUGCACAUUUGCGGUAGUUGGUUCGUCGAUCCGUGCAAGUUUAUUUUAGGCUUGAGCUCGUGUUCACGUCAGUUAUUUAAAAAAAAAAAUCUUUGCUUGGUGCCUAUAUGUGUGACUGACUCAUGUGGAGUCUGCAUUCGUGUGACCACUCACUAAAACACUCUAGUCUUUGUGACACGUCAGAAACAUGAACUUACAUUUGGGCGCAUCUUCUUUGUUGGUGCUGUACGUUCACACAAAGAUGGGAAAGGCACUUUACAGUCAAGAGACUAUUCAUAGUAUUAAUCAUCUGUUGUUGAGAGCAACCACUUCGACGUAUUCAAAGCUCUUAAGAAUAACAGUUUUUGUCUGUGAUGUACACCAGUUGGACUUCAUCAUACUGUAAACACUGCAUAUUAAGUCCAGAGUGGUCGGUAUGUGAGCUGUGAGAAAACUUUUUUUUUUUUUUUAUAUAUAAAUGUGUCAAAUCCAUUCACUUGCUGUUUAUUGACCUCUGUAUGCCUCUUACCUUUGAUGAUCACUCAUGCAUUAGGCUAAUGCAAGUGAUGGGCCAUUUGGUAUUUUGGACAGUUCUCCUACAUGUCUGCUGUCAUCAUUUUUUCGUGUAGUUUAGCAGUUUUUGUGGAUUUAGAUGAUGCUUAAAUGCUGCCUGCAACUUUGAGCUGAAAUGUUUUAUUCAGUAUUGUUUUAAUUAACGUUGCUGCAUCAUAGGAUGUUGAUGAUCCACAGAGCAACUUUUUUUUAAAUCACAGAUUGUCUUUUUGAGUAAAAACUAGUAGUGGUAGUUCAGUUUAAUGCUAUUUUUAUUUGAGGUUGUUCGAUUAUCAGAUUGUACUGCAUACCUCUAUUUUUUUCCUCUUUAAAAUCUCUACUCUCAUGUUUUGUUUUGUUUUUAGCCGCAGGCUGAUUUAGCUUAAAUGCAAUGCAAAGUACAACUCCACACAAGAGCUAGCUGCUUCCACCACUAGAUCAAUAUAUAAGAAAGCUAUGCAGUUGCACAACAGAAACCCAUAUUUCUUCUUGUCUGAGUGUUUUUGUUUCCUCUAUCAGGAAUGCAGUGGUGCCCUUUCAUACUGUGCAAUGUGUUUCAGUAAACUUUUACAAGAUAAACCUAGAAAAGAAAACCUAGUUUGGUCACAGAUACAUCAGUGUGAGAGACUGACCGCAACUGCUACUAGUUGACUAAUGAGAAUUAGUAAUUUUAUUGAUCAGUUAGAUAGCCUUCGUCUAUAGUUCAAGUUGAGUCAAGUUGAACCAAAGACUGCACUUUCCUAGCUGUUGAGUGUUUGCUGUUACGUGGUAUCAUUUAAAAAUAUCCUGUCUGCAGUUCGUAUGCUAAACACUACGCACCGUAAAAUGCAAUUCUGAUGUAGAGUUUUAUUAGCCUUUAAAAAAAAACAAGCCAUAGACUGGAAACAAAGCUGUUUUAAGUUUUUUUUUUUUUUUUUUCUUUCAUUGAAAACACCACAAGUGCAAACCUGUGAAUAAAAAAAAAAGAAUGUAUUAUAAACAUUAUAUGAUUCAUGUAGAUAUUUUUACUUUAACAUAUCUUAAUCAGAUUGAUUGCAGAUUGAUUUGCCUGCAUUUUCUUUGCAGGUUUCACACUAGAAUGUUAUGUGUGACAUGCCACAAGUCGGCUGGUUUCUCCUUUGUUGAUUUUUAUCUAAAUAAAUAUAUUCUC
Messenger RNA from Scomber scombrus (Atlantic mackerel), 7118 nucleotides. RefSeq names its product lipase, hormone-sensitive b (gene lipeb). The transcript is spliced from 15 exons. The coding region runs from base 1 to 2676 and encodes 891 amino acids. The record is from RefSeq and is a predicted model, not a curated record. Gene Ontology annotation, cellular component: cytosol. Lineage: Eukaryota; Metazoa; Chordata; Actinopteri; Scombriformes; Scombridae. Gene Ontology annotation, molecular function: triacylglycerol lipase activity; sterol ester esterase activity. Gene Ontology annotation, biological process: triglyceride catabolic process; cholesterol metabolic process.